GAGCUUUCACCGUUAUUCCUCCCCCCCCCCUCUGCCCCCACCACAGAGGGUGUUAAAAAUCUUCCCGUGAACUAGAUUUCUUCAAGAAAAGUAACAGAGAUUUGCUCCUCUGCCUCUUUUGAUACCAGGAUUACAUCAUUAACAGAACUCCAAGCGGCCAGCAGUGAGCUUUUGAGUCAUUUCAGUUUAUCUUUUUUUUUUUUUUUUUUUUUUUUUUAACCUAUACAUCGUGAGGCGUAGUCGUGGCAGGGAUUGGUUAAUACGGCGACAGCUGACACACGGGCUCAUAAAAGUGCUCCUUUGCUUCCUGCCCCCCGAUUCAUUAAAUCUCCGCACAAUGAAGAAUUCAAAACACACCAGGAGAAGACACACAGCUCUUCGGCACCAAUGCCUUCUGAUGUGCUAAGCCCUGAUGGAUCGCUGAACGCUAUGGUGCAAGAUGACGAGAGUGGACUCACCUCCUGCUACGAGGACCCGGACCAGCCCCAGGACCCCCAGGACAUGGUGGUGCCCCUCCACCCAGAGAUGCCGACGGAUGCUGCGCCCACGGGCAGCAACAGGACCCGAAGAUGCCCAAGCAAAGUGUGCACAGCCAGAGGACAGUGUGUCCUGGCUGGAACUGUGAUCCUGAUGCUCAUUUUUGCCAUUGCUGGGCUAUCAGCUGUGCACAGGCAGAAGGCAGCCCCGGUGCUGGCGUGCCCUUACGAAUGGGUUGGGUACCGCAACGUCUGCUACUACCUGUCGGGGCAGCAGAAGCUAGGCAGCUGGAAUUGGAGCCAGGAGCAGUGCACAACACAUGGGGCCUCGCUGGCCAUGGUGAUGAGGGACUGGGAAUUGAACUUUCUGAGACAACUCAAAGACAGCGCGGAUUCCUGGCUUGGGCUGCGGAGACGGGGUGAGCGCCUGCUGUGGGUGGAUGGCAGCAGCUUCAAGGAGACGUUCACAGUGCAGGGCGGCGCAGAGUGCGUCUACUUGAAUGGCGAGGACGUGGCGACUUCAAGCUGUUGGCAGAGCCGGCCUUAUAUCUGCAGCAAGGCUCUGGCUGUGGGGGCAGCUCCUGAGAAUGGUGGCGGAGAAACGACCUUCCCCGUGCUGGACACUGGCGGCUCCUCUCAUUGAUGAAGGAUGAUGCUCUCCAGCAAUCCUUUAAAGGGUUUGUGUCCCUGGUUUUGAGGUCAGAACCGAAGGUCGAUGACUAAGGGGCAAACUGUGAGAUGCAAGAGGUGCUGGCUAACAUCAGAGCUGAACAAGACCCAAACCUUAUGGACCAGACCUGGUGCUGCUGUUUUCCACAGCAUCUGGAAGAGCAUCGACAACACCGCACUUUGUUGUGCCCCUUGGCACUUGUCAUUAUUUAUAUAUGAGCUAAAUGAUUUUUCAAGGUCCCUUCCAAUUCCUAACAUUGUGUUAUUCUGUGAAAU
Cygnus olor (mute swan) is the source of this 1421-nucleotide messenger RNA. RefSeq names its product C-type lectin domain family 2 member D-like. The transcript has 6 exons. Lineage: Eukaryota; Metazoa; Chordata; Aves; Anseriformes; Anatidae. The coding region runs from base 388 to 1119 and encodes 243 amino acids. The record is from RefSeq and is a predicted model, not a curated record.